AUGACGGCGCCGGCAGAACCACCCAGAUACGUUUACAAGAUAGUAGACACGGAGCCGCCGUUUCCCAUACCGGAUGUGUUCCCGCCGUCAGAGCUUGACAAGAAAGACGGCUUCAUCCACCUGAGCGCGCCGUGGCAGCUCCCCGUCACGGCAGACCUCUUCUUCAGCAGCAACACCACCCUUUGGGUACUCAAGGUCCGGCUGGCCAGCAUCGGAGGCGCUGUGAGGUGGGAGCCUCCGGCCGGCGGCGGCAGCAGCAGCGAGGGGUACCCGCACCUGUACGGCAGCCUUGGACGGGCGGACGUCGAGUCGGUAGAGAGGUUCAAAAGGACCGCUGACGAGAGGGGCGUGUUCCAGAGGAGGUGGAAGGACGUCUUCUCCGAUUCAAGAUGGAGGGCUUGGGAGGAAGGGAAGGGCAUGGCGGUGGAGGAAUAG
This is a messenger RNA of Diaporthe batatas, 435 nucleotides long. RefSeq lists its product as uncharacterized. The record is from RefSeq and is a predicted model, not a curated record. The transcript is spliced from 2 exons. Bases 1 to 435 code for a protein of 144 amino acids. Lineage: Eukaryota; Fungi; Ascomycota; Sordariomycetes; Diaporthales; Diaporthaceae.